Humulus lupulus (European hop) is the source of this 549-nucleotide messenger RNA. RefSeq lists its product as uncharacterized. The transcript has 2 exons. The record is from RefSeq and is a predicted model, not a curated record. NCBI's taxonomy places the organism in Eukaryota, Viridiplantae, Streptophyta, Magnoliopsida, Rosales, Cannabaceae. The coding region runs from base 13 to 549 and encodes 178 amino acids.
AAGAAAAAAAAAAUGCUUCUUAGGAGCUCAUCAGGACCAGACUUGAACUCUUGGCUACCUCACUCGAAAGACUCAUCAUCACCAGAACCAGAGCCACUACUCCAUCUUCAAAGAACAAAAUUAGUCUCCUUAACCUGUUCUUUUCUUCUUUCUUCUUCUUUUUCUUCUUCUUCUUUCUUCGAAGAGCAAAAUGGGAGUGGAAAAAUCGAUUCAGGAUCAUCAUCCACGAUCCAAAGAUUGUUGUACUGCUUUGGUUUGGGAGGUAAAGUCACGAGUGAAGAAAGGUUCUCUAUGGAGAACGAAGAGAGGGUUUUGCAGACGCUUGUGACGGGUGAUGGAGUUGGUAGGAACGGUGGUCGGAUUAGGGGUGGAGCCGGCGAUGGGAGAGGAUUCAGCGGUGGAGAUGGUGAUGACGGUGGUGGUGGCUGGGGCUUCUUUGAGGGUAAUAACAAUCGUGGGAGUAAUAGCACUGAUACUUAUUACCAGAAGAUGAUUGAGGCCAAGUUUUUGAAAGAGGUAAAGAUAGUGAAGGAGAGAGAGGCAGAAUAG